AUGGGGAUUAUGUGGAUGGGUUUUCUGAAAUUGCUGGUGUUAGCUAUGACAGUGUUUGAGGUUUGGAGAGCUAUGGGUGCUGAUGAGGUUCAAUGCAUAGAGAAGGAGAGGGAAGCCUUACUUCGCUUUAAGGCUGCUUAUGGGAAUGAUUCUUCCCUUGUCAGAUGGUCUUCAUGGGGUAGCAAGCAGCACAAGACAGAUUGCUGUGAAUGGGAGGGAGUUUUCUGCGACAACCAAACUGGCCAUGUCAUCAAGCUCCAUCUUCCUGGUGAUUUUCCACUGUUCCCCUUGAAAGGUGAGAUCGAUGCAUCAUUGGUGGAGUUACAAUACUUGAUGUAUUUGAACCUUAGUUCCAAUAAUUUUGAAGAUAGCUCCAUCCCCGAAUUCCUUGCCUCUCUACGGCACUUGAGAUACCUUGAUCUCCACAAUUGCGGUUUAACUGGAGGAAAUAUUCCAACUCAACUUGGGCUUCUUUCACAUCUACAAUAUCUUGACCUCUCGUGGAAUUUGGCUGAAGGAACAAUACCUCAUCAACUUGGAAACCUCUCGCAAUUGAGGUAUCUUGAUCUCUCAGGCAAUUCCUAUCGAGGAGCAAUACCUCGUCAACUUGGAAAUCUCGUGCAGCUGCAGCAUGUUGAUCUUUCGCUAAAUAGUCUUAGAGGAGUAAUACCUUAUCAACUUGGAAAUCUCUCACAAUUGCAGUAUCUUGAUCUCUCAUAUAAUCCUCUUAGCGGAGUAAUACCUUAUCAACUUGGGAACCUUUCCAACUUGCAGAAUCUUCUUCUACGCUUUGCAGGUACUCUCCAGAUUGAUGGAGAAAAUGGUGCUGCUGAAUAUGAGUGGCUGUCUAGUCUUACUUCUUUGACCCGUCUAGAGCUGGGAAAUGUGACUGAUCUUAAAUAUUCUCACAAGUGGUUGCAGAUGAUUGCAAAGCUUCCCAACUUGAAUGAGCUAACUAUAAUGUCCACUGAUCUUUCAGAUGAGUAUAUCCUCUCCUUACCCUCUUUAAAAUUCAAUUCAUCUUCUUCUCUUUCUACAUUGGAUUUCACGGGGAAUAAUUUCAAGUCAUCUGCAGUAUUCCAUUGGAUCUUAAAUAUCAGCACCAACCUGCUUGAUCUUAGUCUUUCUUCCAACCACCUGAAAGGUCCAAUCCCUUAUGAAUUUGCUAGUACCUUGAAUUCUCUUGAGAAUCUAGACCUUAGUUAUAACGAAAUCACCGGCACAUUGGUAAACCUUUCCACAUUCUCAUCUUUAAAGAAUUUUGACAUUUCAACAAACUUGUUGAAUGGGACAAUACCCAAAGAUAUUCGGUUUCCCUCCUCACUGGUGUCUUUGGAUAUUAGUUCCAACUCCUUAAAAGGCAUUCUCACAGACUCACAUCUUGCCAAUAUGCACAACUUGAAAGUUUUAGACCUAUCUGAUAACUCAUUGACUUUGAGAUUCAGUUAUAAUUGGGUCCCGCCAUUUCAAUUACAAGCCAUCUAUGUGAGGUCAUGCAAGUUGGGUCCUGAUUUUCCGAAGUGGUUGCAAACUCAAAAUAAUUUCACAGAACUUGACAUCUCAAAUGCUGGAAUUACAGGCACAAUUCCACAGUGGUUUUGGGAUUUGUUGACACCAGAGCUUAUAAACUUGAAUGUUUCAUGCAACAACAUUUCUGGUGCAUUGCCAAAUGUUGCCAUUGAAUUUGGUGAAUACCCUAUUAUAUCUCUAGCUUCGAAUCACUUCGAAGGCUCACUUCCAAAAUUUUUACAAAAUACCAUGGCCCUUGAUGUGUCAAAUAAUAGUUUUUCAGAACUUCACACAUUUUUGUGUGCAAACGGGUCAAGUCAAAUAUUAGAGACAUUAGACCUUUCUGAUAAUCAAUUAUAUGGACAGCUUCCUAAUUGUUGGAGUCGUUUCAAGUCAUUAAUAUUUUUAGACUUGAGUAACAAUAAUUUCUCCAGAGAAUUUCCUAUUUCUGUUGGUUCUCUUCAAAGUCUUGAAAUAUUAAUCUUGAGAAACAAUGGAUUUACCGGAGAAUUGCUCACUACUUUGAGAAGUUGCUCAAAUUUAGCACUUCUUGAUGCGGCAGAAAACAAGUUCUUUGGACAUAUACCUUCACGGAUUGAGAAUGAUGGAUUGCAAAAGUUGAAAAUUUUAGUCUUACGAAAUAAUAACAUUUCUGGAAGCUUGUCCACCCAUCUUUGUUAUUUAUCAAACCUUCAGUUUUUGGACCUAUCUUUGAACAUUCUAUCUGGACAAAUUCCCAAAUGCUUCAAAAAAUUCACACAAAUGGCUCUAGAGUAUUUUGAUGGUCUUGGAGGGUUUUCAAAGAGUUAUUAUCUUGGAAGAAGUUCUUUUUCAUUUGAUCCAGUUGCAGUGCUGAUGUGGAAACACCAACAACGUAUAUUUAGGCAUGAAAUAUUGGUUACAGGCAUUGAUCUCUCAGGCAACAAGUUAAGUGGAAAAAUUCCACAGGAAAUAGGAAUGUUAACUGGGCUGAGAUCAUUGAAUUUAUCAAGAAAUCAAUUAGAUGGAGAAAUUCCUUCAGAGAUUGGACGUUUAACAUCAUUAGAGUCUCUUGAUUUGUCCAAAAACCAUCUCUUUGGUUCAAUUCCGUCUAGUUUUGCUCAACUUAAUUAUCUUGAAGUGUUAGACUUGUCCCAUAACGCCCUUACUGGAAAAAUUCCAACUAGCACACAAUUGCAGAGUUUUGAUGACUCGAGCUAUGAAAAAAAUCUUGGCCUAUGUGGAAAACCGCUUCAGAUAAAGUGUCCUGGGGAGGAACAACCUCAAGAAUCAGUUAAACUCCAAGAAAAUAAUGAUUCAAUUAUCUCUAAAGAGUUUUACUGGAGCAUGGCGUUUGGAUUCAUCAUUGGAUUUUGGGGAAUUUUUGGGUCAGUACUUUUUAAGCGCUCCUGGAGGCAUGCAUACUUCAAGUUCCUCAACAACUUGGCUGAUUCUAUCUAUGUUAUGGUUGUACUGAAUGUAACAAAGUGCAAUAGAUGGUUCAGAGGAGAAACUACAGUAAACAUCUUCAAGCUCAAAGGUGGGGCCACAUGCAGAGCAGGAGACACGAUGGGUUAA
Messenger RNA from Neltuma alba, 3066 nucleotides. Its product is annotated as receptor-like protein EIX1. NCBI's taxonomy places the organism in Eukaryota, Viridiplantae, Streptophyta, Magnoliopsida, Fabales, Fabaceae. The record is from RefSeq and is a predicted model, not a curated record. The coding region runs from base 1 to 3066 and encodes 1021 amino acids. Gene Ontology annotation, molecular function: protein binding. The transcript has 2 exons.